Paramecium tetraurelia is the source of this 2280-nucleotide messenger RNA. RefSeq lists its product as uncharacterized. Lineage: Eukaryota; Ciliophora; Oligohymenophorea; Peniculida; Parameciidae. The transcript has 2 exons. The record is from RefSeq and is a predicted model, not a curated record.
AUGAGGAAUGAAUUCUAAAAAGAUACUACUUAUGUGUAUGAGGUGUGUGCAGAUAAAUCCAAAUUUAGGGAUGAUGCAUUACUUAAAAAUCCAUUUUUUCAAGAGAAUUUAUUGACGGAGAACUCGUAUCUACAAAUAAUCAAAAAGGGAGAAGUAGACACUCAAAUAGCCACAAUGGGAACUCCUUACGCAUUGACUUUAAAUGAAGAGAAUUUUAAAACCCAGGACGACCUUUAUAAAUUUAUAGUAAGAAAUAUAGAUAGCACCUUCACUCUCUAGGAGAUCAGACACAAUUCUUAUACAAUUAGUGUCAGUUUUUGUGAACUUUUGAAAUCAUUUAUAAUUUCAUCAAGCGGAUAAACAAUAGUUUGUUAAGAUAGGAAUGAUAUCCAAAAAUAUCUAAAACCACAUGCAUGUGAGAGGGUUUGCAAAGUUAGUUAGCAAUUCUUUGAUGCUUAUUAGAAUAUGAAUUAUAAUCUCUAAAUGAGUUUAUAAAAGGAUCUUAUACAUAGAAGUUUAGUUGGAUGCAGAAAUUCAUCCAAUUAUAUUGAGUGGUAUUCAAUAAUGGAACAUUAUCAAUCAUAAAGAAUACUACCACCUGAAAUUGUGAAAAGAUUUCUUAAUCACUACAAUUUAGAACCUGCUAAAUCUAUUUAAUAAUAAACAAAUCUGUCAAAGUUUCCGUCACUCUGCGAUUCAAUUUAUAAUUAAUUGAUAGAUCAAUAUCACGAUUACUUUAAAGGUAAAACUCUUUAUUUUUGGAAAAAUGAUAAAUAUUUAGGGAAUUGUUAUAUUCCUUCGAAACAUUUUGAAAUAUUAAGAGAAAUAAAAACUUUAGUAUUUGGUCCCCAAAAUGCUUCUCCUUAAAGAAGACCUGGAAAGUUAUUUUCUUAAUUUACUUUAAAUCAAUUGGAAUAUGAGUUUUAUGAGAAGUGCUUAAACUUUAUGCUAGGCAUACCAUAUAAUAAAAGAUCAAAUUUUAGUUUUAUGCAAUUAUCAAAUAUUACUUUUAAUUGUGUGCAUAAGAAUUUGGACUACAUCCCUUAAAGAUGUGAUUAAUAAAUCACUCUAGCUCAGUGUUUGUCAGUUAAACCAAUUAUAGUAGUCUUGAUUCCAGUUGGUAUCAAUGGAAUGGGCUAUGAGGAUAUCUGUUAAAUCAUAUAUCAAAUUUGUGAAGGAGUUAAAAUAGUAAGUAAGACUUAUUAGGUCAAUGAUAAUAGUAUGCUGUAUUUAUUCGAUUAAAUUUGUUCGCUUAAAAGGUUGCAAUCAAUAAAUGACGAAUUAAAAUAGCUACCCUAUGAUGUUAGAACUGUUGCACUCUAUCCAGAAUGCUCACAUUAUUAUUUAUCUAAAAAGAUAGCGAGAUUUCCAUUCUCGUUCAAAUUCAUUAUGUUCUGUUUACUAUAGGUGUUGGAUCACAGAGAGUAAGUUAAUCAGAUAAUUAACUAAUUGAAAGAAUUUGAAAAUCAGAAUUUGAAUCAUCUUCCAUGCGAUUAUCAGAUAAGUUGUCACUAUAUGCCUCAGAUCAAAGAGACUGAUGAUCUUUACAGUGAAAUAGUGGAGUCUGAUUUCAAAGCAGCCUUUUCCCAUACAAAUGAUUAUUUAAUUGAGAGUUUAUCCUAAUAUAGGGAUACAAUGGGAUAGAUUCCUGAAAAUCAUUUGUGGGAUUAAGCGAGGAGGAUAAUUAAUGAGAUAGAGGAGAAAGUGAAAGUAAACAUAGCAAAAAAGAAAUAGAAAUAUAUUCGAAACUAAACUAAUAAGAUGCAAUAUGGUUUAUACAUAAAUAAUCCGAAUUGGGAGGAGAUAGACAAUUUCAUUUUUGAUUGUCUUGAGAUUAUUUUGCAGAAUUAUCCAAGAGAUGUCAAAAUCAAUAUCAUGUAUCAAUAGUUGUAAUAACAAUUAUUCUAAGGAAGAAACUCGCAAUUUUAUUAAAAGUAAAAGCAACCAUACAUGUUAUCCAAAAAGUAAGAUAAAAAGUAAUGGUCCAUUUAGGUUUAGGUGGUUGUGAUUGCAGUUGAUGGGAUCAUUAUAUUGCAACCCUAGGAUUUAGGGUUGAAUCUUUUAUAAGAUAUUCCAAUUUACUCUAAUAACAUCGAAGUGAUAAAAUCGGAAAAGAUUGCAAAGUUGGUGAGAAGAGAUGUGGAGAAACUAUAAGAUAAGAAUACAAAGGAAGGGACCUUGGUUAAGUAGGAAUUAGAAUUGAAACAUCAAUCUUGGAGUGUAUUUAUAGUGAAAUGGAAACCAAUAAAUAUUGAAUUAGUUGAGAAUUUAGUGGUUUGA